UGGGGAAUGUUUGUAAGCCGCCGCGAGCAGACGACCCCAUCGCGUCGCACAAUAAAUAGCGAAGUCUGCAAGCUUAAAGAUGCAUUGAUGCAUCUGAUGAGGAUGUAAAAUAAUCAUCCAAAUGAUUGUUCUGACAUUUUACUCAAAGAUUGACAUUUAAUAUAGAAGGAAUUCGGGGAAAACUCAAGCGAGACUGAAGAGAGAAAUAUAUUCGACAUUGGCCGUAAACACCUUUUUUUGUGGACAUUGAACUCGUUUUUUUCAACAAAAUGUCAACAGGAUUAUUUAUUUUGUGCUUGAUUUUCACCACCUUCUGUUUAUGUUUAAGUCAGAAACCGAGCAUCUACUACCUGCACGUGAAGUCAGAUAUCCGGUUUCGAUUCGCUACGACCUUGGUCACCAGUAAAGUUGCCAAUCCUGCUAACACGUCACAAGAGAUCAAAUUUGACGUCACUUUACCAGAUGAAGCCUUCAUUUCAGAUUUUCAGAUGGAGAUUGGGGGUCGUAUUUACCCGGGGGAGGUUAACGAAAAAAUCGUCGCCCAGAAGAAGUAUGAUGAUGCCAAGAAGAAAGGUCAAAGUGCAGGUCAAGUAAAACAACAGCCUAGAAAAACAAACCGUUUCUCAGUGGAAGUGAAUGUGGCAGCUCAGGAAAAAGUCAUUUUCAAUCUGACCUACCAAGAGCUUCUGAAGCGUAAACAUGGCUCAUAUGAACACGUGGUUUACAUAAACCCGCAACAAAUUGUGAAAGAUCUACAGGUUGAGGUGGCUAUAGAAGAAUCCAGAGACAUCACGAGCGUCAGGGUACCACCGCUACGGAACGAUAUAGAGCAAACUGGAAACGCGACAGGUCAGAACUCUCUGUCCGUGAUUGAGAGACCCACCAAGCAAUCGGCAAGAAUCAUGUACAGUCCCACAGAGGCGGAUCAAAGACAAAAAUCUAACCAGGGAAUCUCUGGACUUUUCGUUGUUGAAUACGAUAUUGACCGAAAAUCUGACGCGGGGGAUGUUCUGGUGGUAAAUGGGUACUUUGUUCAUUUCUUUGCUCCCUCUGAAAUGGAGGAAAUUCCCAAAGAUGUUAUUAUGAUACUUGACGUCAGUGGCUCUAUGGGUGGAACUAAAAUGAGGCAGAUGAAACAAGCCGUGCUUGCUAUGCUUAACGAUCUACACGAUGGUGACCGUUUUAACAUAUUAAAGUUCAGCGAUGGCGUUUAUUUUUACAAAGAUUCACCAGUAUUUGCGAACAAGAAGUCAGUGGAUGCUGCAAAGAAAUAUGUGAAUGGCAUCAAUACAAUAGGAGGUACAAAUAUUAACAGUGGACUAUUGGAAGGUAUCAACUUCUUUAAAAGAGCAGAAAAUACAAAACAGCGGUCACAGGUUAUCUUCUUUCUUACUGACGGACAGCCAAGUUCCGGUGUCACCAAUAUCAACAGCAUUCUAACCAAUGUUCGAAAUGCCAACUCUGAACAAAAUUUUCCUAUAUACAGUUUAGCGUUUGGGCGUGGAGCAGACUAUGAAUUCGUUAAGAAGGUGGCCAUUCAAAACAAUGGUGUCAGUCGUAAAAUAUACGAGGACUCAGAUGCUACUCUACAGAUCAAAGGAUUUUACGAUGAAAUCUCGGCAGCCAUUUUGAAAGAUGUUUCCUUUAAAUAUCUCAACAAUGCCUCGACUGUACAGAAUCUCACAACAGCAACUUUUCCCACGUAUUUCACAGGCUCUGAAAUAGUGGUUGCUGGGAAAUUAGAGGACAACUCUGUUAGACUUUUUGACUUAUCGGUCGAAGGUCUGGGGUCCAAAGGGUCUGUAGAACUGGCUCUCUCUGCGGACGUAAACGCAAACCCUUUUCCCCAGCUUACCAAACCAGGGGACUAUGCAAAAAUAACAGAGAAAAUUUGGGCUUACUUAACCAUCAAACAACUGUUAGAGAAGUCCAUUGGUGAGACUGAUCCAACUGCUAAAGAGGAAAUGAAAAAGACAGCGUUAGAACUCUCACUAAAGUAUAAGUUUGUUACUCCCCUGACCUCGAUGGUGGUCACGAAGCCGGACAAGAGAGACGUUGGGGAUCUCAGCAAGGGAGAAGAUGACGAUUUAUUAUCUUCGAAAUCUUCGAAAUCCCGUCCAAGUGGACCAAGUGGCAGCAAACCAGCUUACAGCCGUGGUGGUGGCGGCGGCGGCGGCGGUGGCGGUGGUGGCUCGUACGGAGGAGGGGGUGGAGGAGACCCCCAUUUUAUGAUCAGAAUAAAGAAAUUAGAACAUCCAUUAUGUUUUGAUAUGCCAGCCAGGUCAGGAGAUGUUCUUCGUUUGUUAACUGAUCCAGAAGCAGGUUUAACUAUUAACGCUGGAAUUAUUCCAUCAUUCACGUUUGAUAAACAUGGACGCAUGAAAACGUUCAUGGGGGAAGUUGUUAUCUUAUAUAAAGACCAUGUCAUGAAGAUUACACCAACCAAAAUUAUAUAUGAUGGAGCAGAACUAUUUUGGGCAGACGACAAACCUUAUCAAUUCAAUGACAUUUCAAUCAAAAUUUUGACCAUUAAGGGAAACAGAGUGAUCCACGCAGACUUUGGGAACAAUGUUACUAUCUCCAUUAAAAGAACAAUUGCCUCCGUUAACAUGUCUGUUGAUUAUUUGAAUUUAUACAUUGAAAACGAGGCUGGUCUUUCUCGAAAGUCGGACGGCGUUCUUGGCCAGUUUUUACAUCGAUUUAUUUCUGUCGUCAAAGUGAAGACCAACAAGAAAGAUCAGAUUAUUGGGAAUCUUCGGAUCAGGGAACCUGGCUUUAAGACCACAAAAUCUCGAUCUGUUCUCGUCAUGAAGCCAGAUAAAGUUACAGGAAAACGAGAACUAUGCUGGAACGUGCAUACAAGAAUAGCUGAGUUAUUUGAUAAAAAGGUUAAUGAUUUCUUCAUUAAAAAUAUUAUGCAGAAAUAACUUUUUUCUGUUCAUCGAAUAUACAUGGAUUUUGUGUAAUAAAUUGUUUUCUGAAAGACCUCAGACUUUCAAAGCGUAUGUACAUCUCUACUUGUAAUUAUAUCAUCCCUAUUUCGACUGUAAAUGUUUACUAUUCAUAAGCUGACAAUAUAACGAGUAUUAAAAUAUCUCUUUUUUGCCAUAUGCAUGAUUGUUUUUAUUAAGCUUUAUUUUUGUCUUAUAUAUUGAAAUAAACUAUUACAAGUUC
Saccostrea cuccullata (small rock oyster) is the source of this 3174-nucleotide messenger RNA. RefSeq names its product inter-alpha-trypsin inhibitor heavy chain H3-like. The transcript is spliced from 12 exons. NCBI's taxonomy places the organism in Eukaryota, Metazoa, Mollusca, Bivalvia, Ostreida, Ostreidae. The record is from RefSeq and is a predicted model, not a curated record. Gene Ontology annotation, molecular function: serine-type endopeptidase inhibitor activity. The coding region runs from base 270 to 2927 and encodes 885 amino acids. Gene Ontology annotation, biological process: hyaluronan metabolic process.